This is a messenger RNA of Electrophorus electricus (electric eel), 3418 nucleotides long. RefSeq names its product ArfGAP with coiled-coil, ankyrin repeat and PH domains 1 (gene acap1). Gene Ontology annotation, molecular function: GTPase activator activity; protein binding. Lineage: Eukaryota; Metazoa; Chordata; Actinopteri; Gymnotiformes; Gymnotidae. The record is from RefSeq and is a predicted model, not a curated record. Gene Ontology annotation, cellular component: cytoplasm.
UGGCCAAGGCGCAGGAAAGCGAAGAGAAGUGUGUCCGGCGACUAAAGCUAAUUCCCAGAGGAGUCAUCACUGUUCCUGCGGGUUUAAUUGACUGAAAUAAUGGUACAAUCGAAACGUGUAAAUGUUUAGAAACAUUUAGCGUUUGGUGCACAUUGGAAGGAUUGAUCAGGACGCGCACUGGGAGGGAAGAAAAAGCUGACAAAUUGUACUCGACCUUGUUUGCACGACUUUUUAGAGUUUUGUGUUGCUCGUUAUGCUUACAUGUAUUAUUGGCAUUUUAUACAUAUGUCUAUAUGCCACUUUCUUCUGAUCAUUUUGGACAUAUGGCUAGCAGGGACGUGGUCCAGAACUUUUUUUGAAAGUAUGAUCUUUUGUCACAAAGGACUAAGUCAUAAAACUAGAACGAGACCUUGAAUUCCAGUCUUAUUUACUGUGGUAUCUAAUGAUGACUACAUUUUUGGACGCCAUUUGAUACUUGGCGCAGGAUAGACAACGACAAAGGAACCACAAGAGCUCAAGUUUGGACCCCUAAUGACACAAGAAGGAGCAGUAUUAUCUGUAUAAAUUGCAUGUUUCGAAUGUCAACAUGACAGUUAAACUGGACUUCGAAGAGUGCUUAAAAGACUCCCCCAGGUUCAGGGCAGCCAUUGAGAUGGUGGAGGGCAAUGUGAGUGAACUGGAGACACGUCUUGAAAAGCUGGUGAAGCAGUGUAACUCCAUGCUGGAAGCAGGGAAAGUGUACUGCCAGAGUAGUAAGAGCUUUGUGAAUGGGCUUAGAGAGCUGGGACACUACUGCUCUGAGGACAGUACUAUGGGGGACUGUUUGGAAAAAUUCUCCAAGAAGCUGUCCAUCAUCCUCAGUGCUCAGGAGGAACUUAUUGAAGCCACACAGAAGUCAGUGAAACUGAAGCUUCAGGGUUUUGUGAAGGACGAUGUCAAGCAUUUUAAGGAUGUGCGUAAGGAGUUUGAGCGUAACAGUGAGACUCUGGAGGCAGCGUUGGGGAGGAAUGCACAGGCGCCUCGGGGGAAGCAGCAUGAGGUUGAGGAGGCCAGCCAGGCCCUCCUCACUGCCCGCAGAGCCUUCAGAUCAGGGGCGCUGGACUAUGUCCUGGAGAUCAACGUCAUUGAAUCCAAGAAGAAGACUGAAAUCCUGUUGGUGAUGCUCUCUCUCAUGGAGGCCCAGGCUUUGUUCUUCCAGCAGGGCCACCAGUCUCUCACAGAACUGGAGGAGUACCGCAAGCACCUCGGCGAUGAGCACACAAAACUAGUUCUGAAUUCUGCAAGAGAGAAAAGGGACAUGGAACAGAGACAUGCAGCCAUCAAGAAAAAGGACAUGUCUUAUGAUGACUCAGUCAUGGAUUUUAACCUGGAUGCACCCACUGGCAUUGCAAUGGAGGGAUACCUCUACAAGAGAGCCAGUAAUGCCUUCAAAACAUGGAGCAGACGCUGGUUUUCCAUUCAGAAGAACCAGUUGGUCUACCAAAAGAAAUUCAAAGAGCAACCUACAGUGGUGGUGGAGGACUUGCGUCUGUGCACAGUAAAACCGUGCACUGAACAGGAGAGACGCUUCUGCUUUGAGGUCGUCUCUCCCGCCAAGAGUUGUCUAUUGCAAGCAGAUUCGGAGCAACAGCAGCAAGGUUGGAUGAGUGCAGUUCAGAACAGCAUCGCCUCAGCAUUUCAGGAGAGGAGAGAGGAUGCUCUCAGCCCCAGGGAGCGUUGCAGUUCUGUGUCUGGAAUCAUGAAUAUCGGUGGGGGGGAGCAGCAGAACUCUGGCUGCAAAGCACUGGAGGAGGUGCAGGCUAUCCCAGGGAAUGGGCACUGCUGUGACUGCAGAGAACCUGGACCUGACUGGGCGUCCAUUAACCUGGGCAUAACACUUUGUAUCACCUGCUCUGGAAUACACAGGAGCCUGGGUGUCCACUUCUCUAAAGUGCGGUCUCUAACUCUGGACUCCUGGGAGCCAGAACUCGUUAAACUGAUGUGUGAGUUAGGAAAUACAGCCAUUAACCGAAUCUACGAGGCGCGCAUUGAAGAAAUUACUAUAAAGAAACCACACCCCUCCAGUCCCAGGCAGGACAAGGAGUCAUGGAUCCGCUCGAAAUAUGUGGAGAAAAAAUUUAUCCACAAACUUCCCGAAACAGGCCGUGCUCCACCCCUGCGACGUUCCAGCGCACGCCGUAACCGAGCAACAACACAAGAAAGAGAGGGCACACGUCCCGCUCUAAAACCCAAGCCAAACAGAGCCACCCUGCCACGCCUCACAGGCCUUACCCCAAGUGAAAUAAUGAAGACCACUACUGCUCCUCCCAAAGAUGAGGAAGAGGAGGACUUGAGUGGUCUUCAUCCGGGCGCUCUACUCUAUAGGUCUGCAACGCUGCAGCACUUUCCGGUCAUGGCCGACGCAUUGGCUCACGGAGCUGACGUCAACUGGGUUAAUGUAGCCGAGGACAACAAAACACCACUCAUACAGGCAGCUACCGUGAAUUCUCUGGCAGCAUGCGAGUUCCUGCUGCAGAACGGUGCUAACGUCAACCAGGCUGACUCUGAUGGAAGAGGACCCUUACACCAUGCUACAAUACUGGGACAUACCGGGUUGGUGUGCCUGUUUUUGAAGAGAGGAGCAGACUAUAAUGCCAAGGACAUCAACGAGAAGGACCCAAUCACCAUAGCAGUAGAGAGUGCCAACGCUGACAUUGUUACUCUCCUCAGAAUAGCCAAGAUGAAUAAGGAGAUGCGGGAGAUGGAUGGCUUCGCCCAAUCAGGUGAUGAGACCUAUCAGGAUAUUUUCAGAGACUUCUCUCAAAUGGCCUCCCACAACCCAGAGAAGCUGAAGCGCCGCAGCACUGACAUUAAAAGCCCAUAACCACAAGAUGGCACUGCUGUACAGGUUUUUUGUUUUCCAAACACGCAGACACACAGAGACAUGACCUCGGACUCAUUUGUUGUUCUCUUAGGCGAACAGCUCAUUUCAGUUUGUCAGCGUUAGUGGGCGUUACGACAAAGAUGCAGUGUUUGACAGAGUGACAUCACCGUUUUCUUAAGCCACACUGGCUCUGGCUAUGGACAUUGUUUAAAAUCACACCGAUCAGGCUCUUUUUAUAUUUUUAUUACAGGAAUAUUGCAAAAAUGUUUAAAUAUUCCUCAAACACAAGGAAUGAACUGAAUUUUAGUGAAGUUAAUUUUCUUUGGGUCAGAGUGCUUUUACUUCAUCCUCUUAUGAAACACAGUGUUAUAGCAGCAUAUUCACAUCUCAUGUUAGAUGGGUGGUAAUAGAAGAAUCUCAUGUUUUUCAUUUCCUUUUCAUAAGAAGUUUUCCCCCAUUGUGUAAGAAUCAAGUUUCAUGUGCAUGACUUGUUUGAGGCCACGAAAGAUCUUUUCAGGGAAGCAGUAGAUAAAUAAACCCGCUUGCUCAAACGCA